Molecule: messenger RNA, 3819 nt
Organism: Phascolarctos cinereus (koala)
Lineage: Eukaryota; Metazoa; Chordata; Mammalia; Diprotodontia; Phascolarctidae
Gene: PPP1R3B
Product: protein phosphatase 1 regulatory subunit 3B
Biological process (GO): regulation of glycogen biosynthetic process
Cellular component (GO): protein phosphatase type 1 complex
Molecular function (GO): glycogen binding; protein phosphatase 1 binding
Source: RefSeq, a predicted model, not a curated record
CUCCCUCCCUCUACUCCCCGGGUGGAUCUCCGGCCGCGGGGUUCGACCUCCCUUCGCUCUCCAUCCAGGCCGGCCCGAUGAGCACGUAGCCCCGGUUUGGGGCUCAGGCUCCGCGCUGCCUCAGCCGCUGCCUCCCCUCCCCUUCCCCGCGAGAGAGACGGGGUUCCCCGGCAUCCAGCCAGGGUUCUCCUCCUCCUCGCCCCAUCAUGGCAGUGGACAUCGAGUAUGGAUACGGCUGUGUGGCUCCCCCUUUGCGCCGGGACAGGUUUGCCUGCAAGAUCCUGCCCAAACCCACCAAGCCCCUGCGGCCUUGCAUUCAGCUGAGCAGCCAGAGUGAGGCCAACAGCCUCAUGGCCCCACUCGUCCAGGAGAAGAAGGCCAAAAAGCGUGUGUCCUUUGCAGAUAACCAAGGGCUGGCCUUGACCAUGGUGAAGGUGUACUCGGAGUUCGAUGACCCUUUGGACAUCCCGUUCAACAUCACGGAGCUUCUGGAGAACAUCGUGACCCUGACCACAGCUGAGUGCGAGAGCUUCGUCUUGGACUUUGAGCAGCCGUCUACCGACUACCUGAGCUUCCAGAACCGGCUGCAGGCCGACUAUGUCUGCCUGGAGAACUGUGUGCUAAAGGACAAGGCCAUCUCGGGGACUGUGAAGGUACAGAACCUCGCCUUUGAGAAGUCGGUGAAAAUCCGCAUGACCUUCGACACGUGGAAGAGCUUCACAGACUUUGAGUGCCAGUACGUGAAGGACACGUACGCGGGCUCGGACAGGGACACCUUCUCCUUCACCAUCAGCCUGCCUGAGAAGAUCCAGUCUUAUGAGAGGAUGGAGUUCGCUGUGUGCUAUGAGUGUAACGGGCAGACGUACUGGGACAGCAACCGGGGCAGGAACUAUCGGAUCAUCCAGGCGGAGCUCCAGGGCACGCAGAGCGGGGCGCCUCCCCAGACUGGGGCUGACUUGGGGAUCUCCCUGGAUCACUUCGGGAGUCCUCGGUGCUCCUACGGCCUGUACGCGGAGUGGCCGAGUUAUCUGGGAUAUGAGAAGCUGGGCCCUUACUAUUAGCGCCAUAGUGGGACGGAUGCUUGUUCUGUGAGAUUAUAGAUGUGCCUGGCUGGGGGCCCCUGUGCAUUAGGCCAAAGGUUUCUGGGCUCCUAGCAGCCUAGGAGAGAGACAGGAAAGGCAGACUGCCCCGGGGCACAGCUUUUCUUUGAAGGGUGCCGUUUGCUAGGAUACCAGCCAGUCCGCUCAGGAUUAUGUUCCCCAAACACAGGCAUUCACUCAAGGCGCAACCUAGCUACCUCUGGUGGCAUGCCGAGAGACUUGGUGCUGGAGACAGGCAGGACGGUGAGAGUGGGGGGCGUGGGGUGGGGUCUGGGUUGGAGUCAGGGGCCUUCUAGGGACCUCCCAAGACAAUAAUCACCAAACCAGGACAGGUUUACAAAGCGCUGUCUUCACCCGCGCCCUCCGAGGGAGAGGGUGUGAGUGAUUUUAGCCCCAUUUUACAGAGGAGGAAACUGAGGCUGUGAGAUGGGAAGUGGCUCACCCGUGGUCACUUAGCUGGGAAGGGUGGGAGUUGGGUUUCUUGACUCUCUCUCUGUCUGUCUAGCCCUUGUCUGCCACAUUCCGCUGCAGCUAGCAGCAGGUUUCAGGGGGCAUUGUGGCCUUCUCCAUGCAUUUCUUAAAGCACUAGGAAAUACGGCUUCCACAUGGGGGUGGGGGAUCAUUCCAGUCCUGCCUUCAGUGCUUGCUGCCCGCUCUGGGUUCUCUCCUGAUUCAUGCUGCUAUUCCUCACCUGACGGACACAGAACACUCACUUGGGCUGUCAGUGCUGUCGUUGGUUGCAUGCUGAUGGGGGCUCGAGGGAGUUUAUUUCCCAACACUGUUCCUCUUCCCUUCAGGAAAAACAGACAAAGUAGAGAAGUUUGAGACUAGCUCUUCUGCCCUCCCUCCCCUCUUCCUGGCCCGCCAUGGUCUGGGUGGCAGCGAGGCCCCGCCUUCCAAAGCCAGCGUCUUGGUCCCAAAGCAGUGUCUGUGGCUUUAAGUGGCUCCGUUUACCUGGUGAGCCAUGGGACGAAGCAUUGGUCCCUGUGAUUGGGCUCAUCUGUGGCCCAGUGCUGCCUGUUAUCUCAGCCUCUGUUGGCCAAGGUCAGUGAUCUCUGAGGAUUACACGCAGGAGAAUGAAGGGGGCAGCCGUGUCUUCCCGUCCUGCUGAAAUGGCCCCGGGGAUGGUUUGAGGAAUCCCUUCCAGGUCAACCUCAGUGCUGUAGAUGGGUUACUCCAGGUCAUCUGUAACUUCCUCCUUAAAAAGAAGGAGCCAGUUAUGGAGUUGGGCAUUUAGAGCUGGGGCCCUGGGUUCAAAUCCUGCCUCAGCCACUCGGGUGGCCUGGCAUGAGUCCAUUCAUAGGACUUAGAGCCAGAGACAUUUUUGGAGGCCCCAUCCAUCGCAUGCCUGAUGUCUCAUUGCUGGGAGGAGGCCAGGCUAGAGUUCAGGCCCACAUUCUUCCCAAGGUCUCUGGGCCUCAGUUUCCUGAUCUGUAACAUGGAUGGGGCUGCUCGUUUGUAACCCUCCCGGGUUCCUGGCACCUUGAACCUGCUCCUUUCCUUUGGGAGUGUGGCCUGGUCUGGACCAGAGCUAGAACUGGGAGGGGUGACUCAUACCCAGCCCCAGGAGGGGGACCACAGCUGCUGACCCAGCUAACUCAGCGAGGAGCAGCUGAAGGUGCUCAGGGCCAAGGGAGACGAGUGAGCGGUGGCUGCCCUGCCCUCUGCCUCCGUGAGCUAUGCAAGACUAGCCCUGUGCUGUAACCAGCACCGGAGGGGGAACUCCCAGGGGAGGAAAAUCCCUUUGCCAGUGCAACCAGCCCCUUCCUAUAGUGUCCUGUCUUACUGCCCAAGGAACGGAGAGGUUCAGUCCCUUGCCCCAGUCGAUGAGACAGGAAUAGAACCCAGGUCUUCUUGGCUUUGUCCCCACUGCCCAGCUCCCCCGAGGAGGGUGGAUCAAGUCCUAUAACUGAAGAGGGGUCGUCUUCACGUCCGUGAUGGGGAGCUCACUCCUCAAGGCAGUCAGCCCAUUUCCCUGUCCAGUUACUUAGGAAAUGAGGUCGACUGUCAUUCACAAGCCUCGUCCCCAUUCCCCUUCCUUGAUGCCCUUUCCAGGGCAGACGUGCCAGACCCAGUGCAGUAAGCCAGCCUGGUGACUCACUAGCUUUGGGCAGUCCCCGGGCAGAGGAAGCCCAGGUAAGAUUUUAAGGUAGAUUUAUAGUGGGGGGGGAGGUAGAGAAGGAGAUGGACACUCUCCUCUCUAGAAAUCAAACCAAUUCCUGAAGGAACACAGAAAGACCUUCUUUGGCGCCCCAGAUUCAGUGUCCAAGGUUGUCUCUGUGGGGAAGGACAGCCCCAGGACAAGGGGGUCUGGAGCUGGGCCAUCCCACGGGGACAGUGGCCACCCAGCCGGAGCCAUCAGGGAAGUGAGCAUACCCCAACGCGCGCUGGUGGGGCUGAGGCGAUGGCCCACCCGUGGGAGGUGUAGGGCGACAUGGAGGGCUAUCUCCCAGACAUGCGGUGGGACAGGGUACUUGUUAGCCCGUGUGAAUGGACAGCCCAGGAUUCUCCUCCGUGGUGUGCCUAACGUGCCUUGUUAAAGACGUUUCUGUGUGUUUUUCAGAAAAAAAGAUAUUUUUAUAUGCACAUGUUCCAGGGAAAUGCACUUUACAAUCAGGGAUGGCUCGACAGGUGGGCACCAAACUGUCUGUCAAAGAGACUGGGUUUUGUUUUUAAUCUGAAAAGUGAAAAGGCAAUAAAGCUUCUAAAGGAAACAUGA